Aphis gossypii (cotton aphid) is the source of this 708-nucleotide messenger RNA. RefSeq lists its product as uncharacterized. The transcript has a single exon. Bases 1 to 708 code for a protein of 235 amino acids. The record is from RefSeq and is a predicted model, not a curated record. NCBI's taxonomy places the organism in Eukaryota, Metazoa, Arthropoda, Insecta, Hemiptera, Aphididae.
AUGAAAUGCCAAAACCUACAAAAGAAACCUGGUUACAAAUAUCAGAUUUAUUUUAUAAAAAAAACCAAUUUUCCGAAUUGUCUUGGUGCUAUAGAUGGCAAGCACAUCAGGUGCAAAAAUCCAAACCACGCUGGUUCGCUGUAUUUUAACUAUAAAAAAUAUUUUUCUAUUGUGUUGAUGGCUGUGGUAGAUGCCAAUUUAAAUUUUAUUUCGAUUGAUGUUGGUGCCUAUGGAAGGGAGGCUGAUCCAACUGUGUUUCGGGAAAGUGUAUUUGGAAAAAAAUUAUACUCAAAUUUACUUGAAAUUCCAGAACCCAGAGCAUUGCCAUCUUCCGAAAAUAAUAUACAACCCUUUGUAUUCGUUGCUGAUGAAGCUUUUGGCCUUCAUACAAACGUAAUGCGACCUUUUCCAGGUCGUGGUCUUAAUGAAACUAGGCGUGUAUUUAAUUACCGACUAUCGAGAGCGAGGAGAACAGUCGAAUGUGCGUUCGGGGUACUUACAAAUAAAUGGCGAGUAUUACAUACUGCCAUUUUGGUUGAACCAGAAUUUUGUGACGAUAUUGUGAAGGCAUGCUGCAUUCUCCAUAAUUUCGUAAGAAAAAGAGAUGGGUGUAAUUACGAGGAGACUGAAGAGAAUUUCAAUGUUCAAUUAAAUGAUUUGCAGUUUCAUGGGAGAAAUGUUACUUCUGGAGGCAUAGAAACAAGAUAG